Molecule: messenger RNA, 11076 nt
Organism: Pelobates cultripes (western spadefoot toad)
Lineage: Eukaryota; Metazoa; Chordata; Amphibia; Anura; Pelobatidae
Source: the annotation of a GenBank genome assembly
CGAGCGCGCGGCCAUGACGCAAGGGGAGAGGCGCCGGGCACGUGACAUGCGCCGGGGUUAGAUCCGCUCAGCGGCUGCUUUUCAUUGUUUCUCCCGGGAGGUCAGGGGUCACCGGGGCGGUGUGGUGCAUCACUCCGGUGCAUGUGCGGAAACAACAUGUCGGUGCCGCUACUUACCGAUGCUGUGACUGUGCCCGGAACUGAGCGGGAGACAGCGGUGGUGAGUGGCACGCAAUGCCCAUUGGUAUCCGGGAGAGCCAGUCCGUGGGAUGGGGACACGGGGCGAGCACAUUGUGCCAUGUGGGAGGCAGCCACGCGUAAUGUCACGCUCACUCCCUUAGUACAUGGCGAGAGGUCACACCGCGCUUUGGUCUAAUCGAGGAGCCACCACCUCUGGGAGCAUGACAGGGCUAUUGUUCUGGGGCCUGAUUGUUCAAUUAAAAACCUUCCAUUUAUACUGCUCUAUUUUUACUCCUCCAGGUCAUAUUCCUCCAUGGACUUGGAGACACAGGGUAAGUUAAAAAUAACCAUCUGUACUUGGAGAGCCCACUUUAGUAUUUUAGGGUCUUGUUAGAAUAACCUGACUAGAGGACAUACCUUUACCGGGGUAUUUUGGUGUACAGCAGGUAUAUGAAGUAAUCGAGGAUCGAUAUUUACAUACAUCAUAUACAUUUUAAAAGAAAAUGGGAAGGGAAGGAGGCGAGGAGGAGAAAAAAAAAGGAGUGUAAAGAAAAAAGGAGGAAAUUGUUAUACGAAAUUUAAUGUGGAUAAGCGCAAGAUAAUGCAUCUUGGAUGUAAAAACCCAAGGGCAGAGUACAGAAUAUUUGAUAGAGUCCUAACCUCAACAUCUGAGGAAAGGGAUUUAGGGGUGAUUAUUUCUGAUGACUUAAAGGACCACUAUAGUGUGUUUUCCUGGCACUACAGUGCCCUGAGGGUGCCCCCACCCUCAGGGUCCCCCUCCCGCCCGACUCUGGAAAGGGGAAAAGGGUUAAAACUUACCUUUUUCCAGCGCUGGGCGGGGAGCUCUCCUCAUCCGUUCCUCACCGUCGGCUGAAUGCGCACGCGCGGCAAGAGCUGCGUGCGCAUUCAGCCGGUCGCAUAGGAAAGCAUUUACAAUGCUUUCCUAUGGACGCUGGCGUGCUCUCACUGUGAAAAUCACAGUGAGAAGCAAGCAAGCGCCUCUAGUGGCUGUCAAUGAGACAGCCACUAGAGGAAAUAGGGGAAGGCUUAACCCAUUCAUAAACAUAGCAGUUUCUCUGAAACUGCUAUGUUUAUGAAAAAAUGGGUUAACCCUAGCUGGACCUGGCACCCAGACCACUUCAUUAAGCUGAAGUGGUCUGGGUGCCUAGAGUGGUCCUUUAAAGGUAGGCAGACAAUGUAAUAGAGCAGCAGGAAAUGCUAGCAGAAUGUUUGGUUGUAUAGGGAGAUGUGUUAGCAGUAGAAAGAGGGAAGUGCUCAUGCCAUUGCACAGAACACUGGUGAAACCUCACUUGGAGUACUGUACGCAGUACUGGAGACCAUAUCUCCAGAAGGAUAUUGAUACUUUAGAGAGAGUUCAGAGAAGGGCUAUUAAACUGAUUCAUGUAUUGUAGGAUAAAACUUACAAGGAAAGGUUAAAGGAUCUGAACAUGUAUAGCUUGGAGGAAAAGACGAGACAGGGGGGAUAGGAUAGAAACAAUUAAAUACAAAAAGGGAAUCAUCACAGUAACGGAGACUAUAUUUUAAAAGAAAAACUACCACAACAAGAGGACAUAGUCUUAAAUUAGAGGGGCAAAGGUUUAAAAAUUAUAUUUGGAAGUAUUACUUUACUGAGAGGUUAGUGGAUGCAUGGAAUAGCCUUCCAGCUGAAGUGGUAGAGGUUAACACAGUAACGGAGUUUAAGCAUGCGUGGGAUAGGCAUAAGGCUAUCCUAGCUAUAAGAUAAGACCAGGGACUAAUGAAAGUAUUUAGAAAAUUGGGCAGACUAUAUAGGGGCAAAUGGUUCUUAACUGCUGUCACAUUCUAUGUUUCUCUGAAACUGCUAUGUUUACAGCUGCAGGGUUAACCCUAGAUGGACCUGGCACCCAGACCACUUCAUUGAGCUGAAGUGGUCUGGGUGCCUAUAGUGGUCCUUUAAAGGACCACUAUAGGCACCCAGACCACUUCUGCUUAAUGAAGUGGUCUGCGUGCCAGGUCCAGCUAGGUUUAACCCUUUCUUCUAUAAACAUAGCAGUUUCAGAGAAACUGCUAUGUUUAUAAUAGGGUUAAUCCAGCCUCUAGUGGCUGUCUCAUUGACAGCUGCUAGAGGCGCUUCCGCAAUUUUCACAGUGAGAAGACGCCAGCGUCCAUAGGAAAGCAAUGUGAAUGCUUUCCUAUGGACUGGCUGAAUGCGUGCGCGGCUCCUGCCGCGCAUGUGCAUUCAGCCGAGGAGGAGGAGAGCCCCCCGCCCGGUGCUGGAGAAAGAGGUAAGUUUAACCCCUUCCUCCCCCUAGAGCCUGGCAGGAGGGGGACCCUGAGGGCACUAUAGUGCCAGGAAAACGAGUAUGUUUUCCUGGCACAAUAGUGGUCCUCUAAUGUAUGCAUAUCCAAUUUCCUUGAAUAGUUCUCAAUUUAUUUAAUAUAUCUUUUUUCCAUCAUUGCUGAUGAGCAUUCGGACUUAAAGGUUUGGUAUAUAAACUGAUAGUUACAACCCCUUAGAACCAUUAUAUAAACAUAGCUUUCCUUUAUGGCAACAUGAUUACAUGCUUUAUGUAAGAGAACUUGAUGUAUGGCUUUUCUUUAGUAGAUCAUAUAGCAUCCAUCUUAUCUGUAUAAUCAGCAGCCUGCAGAUAAAUAUAAAUGUUGACUUAUACUAUUGCAUUCUAACAGGUAAAACUUGGCUAUGGUUUGUGCAGCAUUUUUAUUUAAUUAGCACAGCCUGGCAUAUGAUUUUCAAUUUACGGAGUCCCAUGAUACUGAGCCUGCAGCAUAACUCACUCCCUCAAUGUAGAAAACACACAGCAUUAGAACUGAAUCUCAGGGGAAGAUUGCACAGAUUAUGUGCUGAACCUUGUAGUUUGUGUUCUGUGCUUAUGUUGUGUACUUUUACGCCCAUUGUUGUUCAGUGACCUCUUGUGGUCGGUGCCCCCACUCCUACUGAUGCCCAUGGAUUGUGUGGUAAAUGCCCCCAAUCCUGACAGUGACUACAAGUGUGUUGUGCCUUUGCUCUUAGUGAUGCCCAGUAACUUGAUUUAGUACAUACCUAUGGUGGUGUCUCGUCACUCUCCACUUUUUUUUGGAUGUCAGCAGUACAAGUGUAGUGUGUACAUUCUUCCCAGUGCUUGACUUACAUGCAGUAUAUAAACCUUAUUUUUAAUUAAGAACCUCCUGGAAACUGUGCAUUCAGGCAUGAGAUUGUGCUUCCUUUACAUUUUGUGUUCUGUGGCUAAUACUGUUUGCUUGCUCCUCAGACAUGGUUGGGCCGAGGCCCUAACUGGUAUAAGACUGCCUUAUGUGAAGUAUAUUUGUCCUCAUGCGUAAGUAUGUUUUAUAUUGAAUCUGUAGAUCUUUAAGUUGUAUACAGUGUGAAUGUAUGGGAACUUCUCGCCUACGUUAAGACAUUGUCGUCUUUAAUUUUUUAGGCCUCGCAUUCCGGUCACGCUGAACAUGAAGAUGACGAUGCCAGCAUGGUAAGUCCAUGAUGUUAUUUAGUUAAUUUACCUGUGAGUCAAUAAUGAAUUGUCUAUUCACAAGGCAAUAAAUCACUUUAUUCUGUGCAGGUUUGACUUGAUGGGCUUAGGUCCUGAUGCACCAGAAGAUGAAGCUGGGAUCAAGAAAGCGGCAGAUAGCAGUAAGAAGUUCUAAACUGCAUGUUGCAAGGUUCAUUUUACAAAAUAUCAGCAAUGUUUCCAGAUUUUUGUUUUGUUUGACCACUUAAAAUACUGUUAAUAAUUGACUUCGAGGUAAUCAAGUGUGUUCCUAGUAUUAAAUAUGUGCCUCUUGUAUGAACUUGGUUAUGCAAAUUCCGUCCCAUGUAUGAUCCCAUCUCAAAAUUUGUUUAGGUUGUUUUAAGUGCAUGGGAGAGAUAUUUAUAUUUUAUACCUGACCCAGCAUGCUUUGCAAUCAUCCUAUUUAAUACAUUGUAUGUAAGAUUGUUUGCAUGCUGAGCAGUCAAAUCAUACCUGGACAUGUCCUGGGAAAUAAAGCACACCAACCAUUUUAUAUCAUCUUUAUAUCAUCUUCUAUAAAUGUUUGCUGUCAGGGUAGCAAAAUGGCUGGGUGAAAAUGGUAAGGGGAAUUAAAUGGUGUUGUUGUAUUUUGAAUGUAAUGAUUUGUUGUUUCGGUUUGCUUGAUGAUCAUUUAAUUUGCUUCCUUUACUGGUCAGAUCUAAAAAGAUACAUGCCACACUGUAGUGCACAAAAUCUAGAAAAUUAGGCAAAAAUGGUCACAAUUUUUCCAUGUCUGCAAAUUCUUUUAAAAUUUUUUCUUUUUUUUUUCAUUUAUCUUUUUAUUGGUACAAGCAAAGUUCAGACAUUGUGCAGCGCAGUGCACUUAUGACAUGCAUACCCGACACAGUCGCAGCUGUGGAUACCGUUUCCCCACAAGUUUAAUCCAGCAUAUUCCUUGUGCAAGUUUGAAGCCUAGAGUUGCUUCCCAAGGUGUUGCGCUCACUUUGGACUUCUCUGAUUGAGGGCACUGUGUUGUGUGGCUCGUGUCCUAUUUGUGUUGACUCGGUGUGGGUAGGAACGCUGCCUAUAAUGCACGUCUGACAAGCUAUCCGUGUUUCAUUUAGUUUUAUAACUUUGAACUAGGGGUUGGGGGGGGAUACAGAAAGAAAGGUUGGGGGCGGGGUGGGGGGUGCCCUAGACAACACUCUAUACAUAUGUUGGUUGAACCCUGUAUAAACAUUGGUGAUCUUGUCACCGCUCCUGUCUAAUCCUUUGCCCUAUGGCAGUGUAGGCGUCAUAGUGCUAUGGCUCCUGUUCUACUUCCUAGCACACCGUUGGCCAUGCAAAUUUUAUUUUUAAAGGGACUCUGUAGGCACCCAGACAACUUCAGCUCAUUGAAGUGGUCUUGGUGCACACUUCCAUCACCCUUAACCCUAGAGUGGUAAUUAUUGCAGUUUUUAUCAACUGCAAUAAUUACCUGCCUUGGUUAACUCCUCUUCUGUGUUCUUUUGGUUGUCUAAACGACUCUGGACGUCCUCACGCUAUGCAUGAGGACCUCCAGUGUCACUGGAAUCCCUAUAGGAAAGCAUUCAAUAAUGCUUUCCUAUGUGGAAAUCCUAAUGAGAUGGCGGCCACUGCCGGUGGGGGGAGUAGCGUAGGCGGAGUUUUGCCAGUGCCGAGGGACGUUGGCUCUGGACCCAGGUAAGUGACUGAACUGGUUAUUAACCUGUUCGGUGCUGAGGGAUUUGGCCUUGACAGAGAGGGAAGCUACAUUGCCAGGAAGACGGAUUUGUUUUCCUGGCACUAUAGUUUCCCUUUAAUUUACUAUUUUGCGAAGACAUUUAGCCAUUUACACAUUUAUUCUGUUCUUUUACAGUGAAACAAUUCAAACCUAUACAAUGGUUUUUACAUAGGUUUCACAAAUUAAAUCUUAAUGGAAAAACUGAGGGAAAACAAAAGUUGAACUACAGCUGAACCAGACUGUUUUUCUAAAUAUUUUAUUACAUUUCCACAUCUCCUGGAUACACUAAAUGAUACGUCUGGGAUUGUUGACCCAGUUGUACAGAGCAUAUGUGAAAAACUAGACAAUCCUAUAGGUGUGACUAAUCUGAUAUGGUUAUUAAUGUGAUCUUCUUAGUAAUGAAAUAUGUGUACCAAAACUGGUUUAAAAUGAAACAUUUUUUUUUCCGGAGAAGUAACAGUUCUUUGUUCAUUCACCCCACUAAGUUGUCUGCAUUUACUGGGGUGAAGAACACAGUGGAGUUAAGUAAGAAAAAACAACUUGCCUUACUGUGUUUCCGCUUUGCCAUCCCAUGAUGCCUUGGACACCCUGUAUUGUUUUCAGCAGUGGAGUGCGCAAGUAUGCUCAGUAUGUACAAAACUGCAAGACCUAACUCAUUUACAUGCCCCUUCACCAGAUUAAAGGAAUGCUCCAUACCUCUUAAGUACUUCAGCUUGUUGACAUGCUUUAGGGUUUUAGUGUCCCCUUUUACUUUAUAAAACCAGAUUUGAGGCUUCUUAUGGAGAAGCAUUGUUGACACAGUACAGUGAUUACUGUGCAUAUGCUCUGCUCCCACUGCUGAUCUAUGAGGUUGGUUUGGAGAUCUGAGGUGGAGGGGAACUGCAGCAGGGGGUUAGAUGAAAGUAAGCAUUGUUCUUCUCAAACCAGCCUAUUCUAAAUUCUGUUAGUCCAGUCAAAAAGGUUCAUGAGUUUGCCGCAUGGUUAACAGCGUUUGUGAGGGGUUGUGAUUUGCUGUGCGCUCUUAAACUUUAAUUUUCUCUUGUAGUUAAGAGUAUAAUUGAGCAUGAAGUGAAGAAUGGAAUACCAGCCAACAGGAUAAUUCUUGGAGGAUUCUCACAGGUAUGUUUUUGUUUUUUACCAUUUUGCAUGUGUAUUUUGAGAGGCUGUCAAGCAUCUAUAUUUUCUGUUUCAAAAAAAUAUUAUGACUUUUUUUUUAAUCUCAAAUAAACCAUGUGUCAUGCUUGAUUUAUUUAUUUAUUUUUCAAGUUUAAAAUUUCUAACACUGUCUAAAUAUUGUGAAAGAGGCCUAUAUUAUUUGGCUACUAAGUUGGCCUUCCCAUAGUAAUGUGUUUAACCUCCCUGCCAUUUUUUUAAAAAAUUUUUAUUAUGGGGUCUUUUGUUCAUGUAUCUCAAAUCAUUCUUGCUAAAUCAUGUUGCUACUGUCUUUGAACCAUCAUCCAGGCAUAUCUGCGCAGAGGUGAAUUAGUGGUUUUGAUAAGUUAUUUAACUCAUUUUGAAAAUAUUUGUAAUAAAAUUCAUUACUAUUUUACUUAAUAUUUCAGUUCUAUAUGUUUAAGGACUACAACUUACAAUGUUAUUUAAAAAAAAAAAAAAGAUACAGGCCUUGAGAAUUGGAAUCUGUCUGUGAGUGCGGUCUCCUGAAAAGUGCAGUUUCCAGUACACCAUUUGUUGUAUUUGAGUUAUGAGCCCUGCUCUGUAUCUUUAUUUUCAUUUAUUUUAUUUUUUUUAUUCAGGGAGGUGCCCUUUCGUUGUAUACAGCUCUUACCUGUCAACACAAAGUCGCAGGUGUAGUUGGACUCAGCUGCUGGCUACCCCUUAACAAGACAUUCCCUCAGGUAUGGUUAGAAAAACCAGAGUUGUAAAGAUCAUCUCUGGCUGCUGCUAACUGGAAAUUGGCAUUAAAUUGUACACAGAAUAGGUACUAUAUAUCUGCAUGUAAUGCUUUAUUAUAAUGCGUAGGUGGUACCCGGCAUUGUUCCUACAGUGCAUAUUGGACAAAACUGUUUGUUUUUAAAUGCUGCUGACAUAUUCAUGUAUAGCUGCACAGUGGUCCUGCGCAGUUUACAUGAUAGCAUGUGGAGACAUUCUAUCUGUCUGCUACAUCACACAAAUAGUUCUGUGCACUAGGAUACGGAUGAGAUGCAUGAUUCUGACAGUAUGUUGGUCAAAAUUGAGUGUACAAUAGUCGUACAAUCCUUCCUUCUUUAUAUGGGUGUGGUGGAUUAAAGGAUUAAACACAUCACUAGUGGCUGUCAUACAGACAGCCACAAAAGACACAUCUGCACCCACAGAGUAAAACUGUCACGUGAUGCACCAGUUCAUGGGAAAGCAUUGUAUUUAAUGCUUUGUUAGGUCAGGCAUUGGAUGUACACAUGCUCUAUAAGGGGCACUAUUACGUUGGGCAUACAGGUUUGUAUUCCUAAUGUCAUGGUGUUUAUUUAAACCUCUAUUGGAGUUGUUCUUUCAUAUAGGACCUACAACUAAAUAAUUAUGUAUUAUGCAGCUUUUGUACCUGGUGGGAAAACUAGUAUCAGGAAAACAUCAAUAUAUCUGGAUACCUGAAGCUCCCCUCUGUCAACUGGGAUCAAAAUUAGUGGACUCACACUGACCACUAAGCUGUAUUCAGCUCUUAACUUUUCUUUUUUCUGCCAUGUAGCAGAAUAUCGGGUUACCACUAGAGAUCUUAAGACAGCUACCGAUUCUCCCUACAUAACCCCCUGCAGUCUGAUCACACACUGCUAAAAGUGAUUGGUGUUGGUCUGUGCAUAAUGUUGUUGUGAUCAGGAAGGGAGAUCACACAAGAUCAUAUUUUGACAGCCUGUCAAUAUAUGAUAAAUAUUCCUACUCAGACCAUUUUGUACUGUGUGCAUAAGAGAAAUCCCGCUGCUGAUUCCAGUAGUGUCAGGAACUGUAAAAAUGGCCCCACAAUAAGGCUCUAAACAUACCAUGCAGAGAACACCAGGGUCUCUACUUUUGCCAAAUUGGCAAGGUCUAGAAAAUGUACAGCACAGAUUCAUUAUUUUCUUUAAACCUUGUUCAUACAGUAAACCGUAUAAUACAAGUGUCUUUAAAAAAAAAAAAAAAAGUGAUACUUUUUGCAGUAGUGCAGUAGUGGUCAUCUUGCCAGGAACCACUACCGUCAUUUUUUAAUGAUUUGACAUUUACAUUGUCCGGAAGUCUUUUCUGAAACAACUACAGGGGAAGAUCUCCUUCUUCGUAAGAUGUUUUAAAUUUUUAUGGAAGUGAUAGCGGUACACUCAGCCUAACAACUAUAAGCCAAUUAAUUUUGUCAAAAGACAGGGGAAUUGAAUUCCUGCACAUUUUAUUAUCUAGUUUUCUAGCUGUCUGCCCUCAUUCAAAACAGAAAUUAAAUCCACUAUGCCAGCAUCAAAAGGGCUUUUUUAUUCAAAUUUGCUUUUCUAAAUCACCAUUUAUUAACAGUGGAAGAAAUUAGUGGUGAACAAAUUACAACUCUCCCCCGGGCGAGGCCGGGGACCGCCAGGCGCAACAGGGCCACGAUAUAUUUGAGCCCGAGAAGGCACCACGACUUCCCUAAGGGACGUGGGCCCAACGAGACAUCGCUCAAUUGACUCAGAGGGGUCCCAUGACGUGGGAACUCCCACAAUAAACAGCAAACACAAGCCAACUCUGGAUGACUGAUACAACUGAGCACUGAGACAUCACACCAUCCCCAUCCGAAGGGGGAAACACUUCAGACACACCAUAGAUACCACACGUGGACAGCGACUGAAGCAUGAUAACGAUGACCGACCACAAGUAAGCAAUGCGACAGAGACGGCUGGCCUGGGUGCUCCCCCCCCCCCUCGCGGCGGGGGAGGGGACGCAGACCCGGGGAGAGGGGGUAGCUGACCCAGGAGAGAACCCACAACAUAUCUAGGCACCACCAAAGUUAAGGAAAAGACAACAGGAAAGGGAGCCCCAGGCCAGGUGCACGACUAUAGGACCUGAUCCCGCAAACCGACCCCUUUCUCACUCCCCAUGUACGAGGACGUGACCUGGGACCUACCGCACCACUCACCAUCGGAUUGAGGUUCAGCUAUAGAAUUAUACGGCCCUCACUGAUGUGGGCCAGCGGUCAUCCGCUUCCGAUAACGUUUUAUAAAGGUUCAUCUAGAGUUGGCGGUACCUGUGUCAGACGCAAUUGGAGACCUGCGAGUCUCACUGACGAUAUAAGCUCUGCUAUCUGUUAUUGUUUGAACUGCUAAUAAAAGCUUUAUUUACAAAAAAAAAAAAACAAAUUACAACUCUCUUUUAAAUUUUCAAAACUGUGGAGAUACCAGUCUUUAAAUAUUCUGUGAAAGAUAUUUGAUCCAAUGAAUAACAAGGCUUUCAUCUCUAAGGGAUUAAUUCAUUAAAUUUUAUUAAAAAAAAUAAAAUAUAUAUAUAACAGAAAAACAACCUAUUUUAUAUAAAUUCAAUAAAAUUUUAAUAUUUAGUGUAUAAACUCCCUAGUAUAGUAAAAAUUCCUUACAAGAGUUGCAAGAACAAGAAAUAGUUAAUGUAAAAAUAUGUAUAAUGAUUUCUGGCUGGCUGUGGUGCCUGUCUUCCCCCCUCCUUCCCAUUGCUUCCAUCUAGCAUGCUAGAAUCUGGACAGGCUGGUUGUAAACAGGGUUGUUUUCGGGAAAUAUAUGUGAACACAAGCAUUGCAGGUCAUGUGAGAAGGCAUACGUUUCCUGCUAAUGUGACCUACGGUUUCCUUCUUACUGCAGGCUGCAAGUGGUGUAAAUAAAGAUGUUUCCGUACUGCAAUGUCAUGGUGAGGUAGACCCAAUGCUCCCUGUAAGGUUUGGAAACCUCACCUCAGAGAAGCUGAAGUCUAUGUUGAACCCUACAAAAGUCCAGUUCAAGACCUAUCCGGGAGUCGCUCAUAGCACCAGUCAAGAGGUAAGUGCUCUUUACACAUGUACAAUCUGCUAGAAACACACAGCAUAGCCUCUCUUCCUAUUCUGUCUAGAUCUGUGCUGCUUCAUUUUUGUGAACUGAUGGUCAUUCUAUGUCUACAGGAAAUGACAUAUGUGAAAGAUUUCAUGGCGAAGCUGCUCCCACGAGUGUAAUACAGUGAAGACUGACAACAGGAAGGUGUAACUCGGGCUCACUUCAGUGUUUCUUACCGGAUUCCUUGACCACCCACUUCCCCACACGCACCCACUUUGUGCUGAUUUGUGACAAAAGUAUUAUGUGUCCUGAUGUGACUGGAGCUGUUUAAGGUACAGGGUGGAGGCUGCUGCUCCUGCACUUCUCCCCAGUCCCUGCACACUGCAGGCUCUCAUCACUGCUGCUUCACACACAUUCUCCUAGUAUCACAUUUCAUGUCGUUCUGAUGUCCCAGGAUUCCUCUGGAGACUACAGAAAAAACAUCAUAUACCUCAGAGAAGCAGCCAUGUAUUGUGAGAGAUAUAUGAAUGUACCUUAAACACUCUGUCCUCCCAGGAACAUAGCUCAGGCCCACAGCAGCAGGUACUGUGCCACAGUAUAGUUGUACUUCCACAGCCAUCUGUCCCCACAACAACCGUGAAUCACACCUUUGGGACAAUGUCCCUGUUCUCAGUGCUUGGGCUAUGUACUUAGAAGGUUCAUUAUGCAUUGGGAAGACAAAGAAUUUGCUAAUAAAGCAGUAUUACCGUCUGCUUUUUCUUUAAUAAAUUACAAAGCCUUCUACCUUCACUAGA